AUGGUCCGUACCGAGGACGUCUGCAGCGAGUCAGGAUCGGACAUUUGCGGAUCGGAUUUGGAAGAUCGAUUGAGAUCGAUCCAUGUGGCUGCUACUGCGGAUCGCCGUUCAUCCCUCAAUGACGUUGCAGCGAACGCGAGAUCGGUCGACCCGAACACCCGUCAAGACUAUCAAGACCGCAAUAUGCCAUUGAAGCCGUGUACUCAUUGCGGAUCGACCAAGCAUGGAGAUCUCGGUUGCUGGAAGCGGCUCACUUGCCAGAAGUGUGGGCGUAAAGGACACCCCUCUGACAAUUGUUUUUUCGUGUGUCGUGCUUGCGGUGAGAUGCACGACCCGGGGAAGUGUCCCAUGGAGGAGUUCUACAACAUGAUCCGUCAGUGGUACGUCCCGAAUAAGCAUGCGGGGAUGCUACCAGAGAAGGCCGAGAAGAUGUUAAACUAG
Messenger RNA from Peronospora matthiolae, 441 nucleotides. Lineage: Eukaryota; Oomycota; Peronosporomycetes; Peronosporales; Peronosporaceae. The record is from the annotation of a GenBank genome assembly.